Neltuma alba is the source of this 706-nucleotide messenger RNA. Its product is annotated as molybdopterin synthase sulfur carrier subunit. Gene Ontology annotation, cellular component: cytosol; molybdopterin adenylyltransferase complex. Gene Ontology annotation, biological process: Mo-molybdopterin cofactor biosynthetic process. The record is from RefSeq and is a predicted model, not a curated record. NCBI's taxonomy places the organism in Eukaryota, Viridiplantae, Streptophyta, Magnoliopsida, Fabales, Fabaceae. Bases 193 to 486 code for a protein of 97 amino acids. The transcript is spliced from 2 exons.
UCGCAGACCUCUCGAACUCUUUCCCCCCGUCCCUCGAUCAUCCACGGACUAUCGGGAUUCUCAUCGCUGCUUUGGUUAAGUAGGAGGAACUCAUAAAGUCAUCGAUUAUAGUAGUCCAGGUCAGUCGGCGGCGGCGUCGCCCUCUCACCGGUACACAAGUAAGAGUUUGACGGGCUGGUUAUGGUGUAAACUAUGUCAGACACAAUGGAAGGAGAUAUCAAGAUGCAAGCCGAAAAGUUGGUGAAAUUGAAAGUGUUAUUUUUCGCUAGAGCUCGUGAUAUUACGGGAUUGAGCGAGUUGCCAUUGGAGAUUUCAUCCGGCAGUACUACUCAUGACUGUUUGAAAAAGCUACUUGUCAAGUUUCCAGGUUUGGAAGAAAUAAGAGAGUGCAUAGUUGUGGCUUUGAACGAAGAAUAUGCAACGGAGUCAGCCAUUGUCAAAGACAGAGAUGAGUUGGCCAUUAUACCUCCAAUAAGUGGUGGUUGAAACUGGCUUAACUUUCUGAAACUCCAGGACACGGUCAGUUUCAAGCUCUAAUAAAUAUUUCCAGAAGAGAAGAUUUGGAUUUUGAUAAAUCCUGAUGAGUCAUGUAUAGAAUCCCGGACGGUGUAACAUUGAUGUUGUUGUGAUUCCAAAAUAAGAUGUGUGUUGUGUAGACAAUGUGGAUUUUUUAACAGAAUCGAGAAACCACAGUUUAUUUUGCCAA